UGCACCACCGCUCCCCCAACACCCCCAUUUCAAAGUGCGCGGGCCCGAGUUGGUAGAGUCCGGUGACCCCCCCCCGCCUCCAUCACGCGUCACGUGCCGCUUAAACCAAAACCCCGCGCUUGUUAGUCACCGGGUGUACGCGUGUGUUCUCAUUUUAAAUUGCAAUUUUUUUUGUUAUACAAACGACUAUAACCUAUUGCGACUGCUAUUAAAAGCCGACGCGGUCAACAUUGUUUCUGUUUGCCAUCGGCACCCGGCUCGCGGCUGCUGCGAGGGUUCGCGUGCGGAGCUUUAUCAUACACAGGCGGUAAAGGCGCUCGCGUGGGCCUUGUCUGGAGCCUCUGGUUUCUUUUACCGCUUCGGUAGCUUAAACAUUAAAACUUACAAUUAAAAUGAAAUGAUCAACAUUGAUCCAGGUUAUUUCGGUAGUGGUCAGCUUUAAGUUGUAUGUAUCACUGUGUAACUCGCCUCAAGAGCUUGUGCAACAGCAGGUUUAGCGCAUGUACUACUGAUUUGAAGUAAUGUCCAUAUAAACAUCAUUGCUACAAUUACCGUAAAUUUGUAACACUAUUAGAAGGCAUUUAAUUAAAAUGUGGACUUGCUUUACUGAAAAUGUGUUGUUUAGACCUGAAGUGACCUGGAAUAUCCUAAUCUAUGAACUGUUAACUUAUGCCAUUAGUAUUAUUUUAUUGUUUCCCUUCUACGUGACUUAACCGAAAGAUCCAAGAAUAUAGGUAUCGAAGUGUCAAGUGUAAAGUUAACGUGGUUAUGAAUGAAGUAAAUGCUACAUGAUAUGUUUUCAAAUAACCACUUUCCUAGCUACAGUAUAGUAUUAUUCUUGGAGUUAUACGGCUAUGAGGUACGGUGUUGUGUUUGAGAUAAAGCGUCAUACUCUUGAGUUAUACUGUUUAUAUACUGUACUCUUAUGCAAUAUUCGGAUUUAUAAUAGGCAUUUAUAAAGCACUUCAUAGUACUAUAUAUUUAAAGUAUCUGUAAUAAUUUUAAAGUACUUGCAUGAAUGUGAGGUAUCCCAAUGCCGCCACAUUUAGACGCUUUAUAAAUACACAUUGUGCUAUUGUAAGGAAUUACACUGAAGACGAGGUACUGGUACGAUCUUAUUCUGGCAAUUGGAAUAAUUUGGAUAAUUGUUUUUUUACCCUUUUAUCUGGCAACAAAACUGACACCUUUUUUUACAAGGAGUCAUGUUUACAUUGACCACAAUACCUGCGGUCGGAACGCAAACAAAUGAGGUUUCCAAUGGUGGAAUUUUCUUUCGUGUGGAUGGUGUUGCUAAAAUAACGUCUGUUUUCUAUGAACGCGCAUGUUUUACAGAGUAAUGUCACAAAGCUCUCAAACUUCCCUUUUGGAAGAGGUCUCGCAAUGGAAUGCUGAUACCUGUCAAGAACAAAUGGAGACUGUUCUACCCAAGCUUCUGUGUCUAUAUUCUGAAGAGAACAGUUUCAUGAAGAUAAAGGUGCUAAAGGUGUUGACAAACCAUUUCCUGCCACACAUUCCACUCAGUGAUGUGGAACCUAAACUGUUCUCCAAAGUUCUUCCUGGGGUAAGGGAAAUCGUCGAUGAUUUUAUUGAGGAAUUAACAUCUCAAGGUGCAGAGCUGUCCAGCCAAAACAUUGAACUUAAAACACUGCUUCGAAACAUUUUACAGGCUUUGGUGUCCAUAGUUGAAUGUCUUGGGGCAUGCAUCCGACAAGUUAUUUCUGGAGACAAUGCAUUGUAUCUGGAAGCCAUGCAUUCCCUUCCAUCCUCAGUUCUUCACAUCCUCAAAAGCACCUUUCAGCACUGCAAGAACAGCGAGGCGGUGUAUGGCUGCAAGCUGCAGCGUGUAGCGGACCUGCUGCAGGCUGUAUUCAAGGAGACGUACUCCCUGCAGAAGCUCUUCCUGGAGAUGAUUGAUAGAGUGGUGAUUAAUCCGGAAUCUUCCCAACAAGAUGUCACAGACUUGAUCGCAGUGAUUCAUGGCGUGUUAGAAAUAUGUACUGUUAUUGCCAACAUGGACCACGCACUUCAAGCCAACACGUGGAAAUUUGUGGUUAAGCAGAGUAUGAAGCAUAGGGUGUACAUAGAAGCUCAACUUAAUCACCGGGACAUUGUCAAGGGCCUGUGUGACGAUUUGGUGUUCAACUUCAACGCUUGUCUACAACGGUCCGAACAAAUACAGCAAUCUACAAACCAGCAAACCACAAUGACCGAACAGAGAAUUUUUACCAGGACUGUCAAGUUGUGUCGAUUCUUUGCCAAUACGCUCAUUCAUUUCAUCAAGGAGUUUAAAGAAUAUCUGGGAACCUGUUGCAAAGAUCUCUAUGACCUCUAUCUUCAACUGCAUAGCAAGAUGCCUCCGAGUGUGACAGCCCCAUCCAUGGCCGACGCUCACAUGCAAGAGCUGAGAGGCAGUGUGCUGGUGUGCGCUCACCCAUUGCUGUCUGAGCUCAUUGGCUGCUUGCGCUUUGCUGAAGUUGUGCUCUCCGAGACACGAGCAGAUAUCAGUCAAGAGUGCUAUCUGCCACAUUGUUUAUUGCUCAUGGGGGUGAUGGACAUGCUGCCCAGCCAGACUGAAGAUGUCCUGGAGAUUUGGUGCAGUGGCAGUGAGGAUACAGAGAAACCACCCAGGCACGGUCUAUUCAAAGCUGUCUUUACGGCUUUGGGAGCGUGUCACGUGGAGCUCGCCCUCCCCGUGCUUCUGCCAGGCGUGAUGAGGAACGGGAAUCCUCUGGCUUACAUCAGCCUCUACGAAUACGUCUGCACUCACCUCUGCGCUUUCAUCACCUCGCUGCCUGCAAAGCAUUUUGGAAAACUGGAAUGCUGCCUUCUUGAGGCCGUGCUGGGAACUGACGUGAUGUCUGCUCUGCUCGCUGUUGACAGCUGGUGCUUUCUUGCUCGGUAUGGAUCUGCAGAACUCUGUGCACAUCAUGUGAACAUCCUGACUGGUUUGGUUGAACGCUGCCCAGAACAGACCUGGAGAGGGUCCUGCCUUUUCUUGCUGCUCCGUCGACUGCUGUUCUUCAUGGCUCCCGAUCACCAGGCCGAAUUCCUCGUGAGGCUGCCUCCAGGCGAGCCGGCGAGCCUGCCCGUGUGGCAGCACCUGAGCGUGCGAGCGCUGGCUUCAGCCCUGCAGGAGAGCGCCACCUCCGAGCUGCUCACGGCCUCCACCCAACAGUGCUGGAACUCCGUCUCCUCCCCGCAGCAAAGAUCAGACCUCAAUACUGCCCUCUCCUGCCUGCUACACCUAUGCCAAGAUGCUGACCUGAGCCCAGAGGACCUGGAAAAGUCAUCGUUGCUUCCUCUAGUUUCUCAACUCUGGGAGAUCACCGUGGCCACACAGGUAGUAGCUGUGCACUCAGUUGGACAGCGAGCCUGCCUUCUGCUAGCCUUGUGUGCUGUGCUUAUACAGAGUCUGGAAGACAACAUCAUCAUACAGAUUGUGAAUUUCUUGGAGUUGUUAAUGAGCAUGAAGCCAGCUGUUUGCUUGAAACUUGCAGCGCUGGAUUUCCUGGGUACCCUGGGAAAUAAGGUUAUUCCUCCAGAACACCAGUCUAAGGUUCUUAACAAGCUACCGGCCCUGUUCUCCUCUAUGCUGGCUGACAGCCACUGGAUGGUACAUCACCGAGCCCUGCAAGCUUUCACUCAGUUUGCAGAGGAAACCAGCCAUGAAUUUGUGGUACCCCUCUGCCUGGGAACGGAGGAGAUAAAGUCACAGGUUGUUAGAUAUCUGAACAAAGAAACUGUUUCUGCUCAAAGCACCGAAUCCCAAGUGCAAUAUUUAAAGCAAGAGCAACUUGUGCUGGAAGAGUGGCAUACACAGUCAUCGGUGCCAGUAAAUGUACAUCAGAGAGCACCUUCUCCCAGUGUUGAGGCACCUGCUAAGCGGGCGAGGAUGGAAGAUACUAACGCUGACUCGGAGAGUGUGCAAUUGGCCCUGACUCAAGUCCUCGGCGAGGUGGAGUGUGGCCUGGACAGGCUGAGCCGACUCUUACAGCAGAGGGUCCCCCCAGACUGGCUAGACGAGCGGCUACAAAAUCUGGAGGCCAAAAUCCUCCGUCUGAGAGCAUCUGAAAGGUUCUCGUGCUCCCAGUGAGAACCCAACCAGAUGUGCCAGACCGCUACAGUUAGCAGCACAGCGUCAUAGAUCAGGGCAUCGUGAUGGAUAUGGCUGGUGCAAAUGUGUCAGGAAACUCCCACGAGUUGAAUAUAACCUGGAGCGUAACACUUGAUUGGAUUAGCUCUUGCCGCAUAAUUGAAUUGACCGGUAUCUGGUCCCAUAGAUGUUCACAGAUGUACUUGCUAAUUAACUUUAUACUGUACAUCUGUAUUUUUCAGAGUUGCCAAAUUGAUACUUUUUAGUAACUGAUAGGCUUUCUGCACGUUAGCCUUUUUUUGUAGGUAAGUUGUAACAUAUUGUAAAUGUACAGUAAUUUUCAAGAGUGUACAAUGUAAAUGUGUGGCUUAUCGUUCACGUUGUAAUAUGUUAUUUCCAUGUUUAAUGUUUGCUGACCACUUUGAUAAAAAUGUAUGUUUUAAACAUGUUUUGCAAUGCUUUACGUCUUCUUGCAUCUCAGCGUUUUUGUACUUAUGUUAAACAUAAAUGAUGCUCAUUGAAUAAAAAGUAAAUUUGCACUAUUGAAGAUUGCAUUCAUUUUAAGAGAGGCCAACAAUUACAUUUAAUGUACAGGUAAUCGUUUUCUGUGGAGCCUUUAACAUUACCAAGUUAAUAUGCUGUUUUAGAAACAGCAGUGAUAUGUACUGUUAUUACAAUUCUGUAAAUUGUCUGUUUGUCAGUUUUUUAAAUAACUCGUAACCUUUGUUUUAAGUUCAUUUAUUAGAGUUAAAGGUAACUCCUUCACAAAUUAAAGUAACAAUGUACAUUUCACAGUUUUACAAGGUAAUGAUAAUUGUGAAGCGAUGAGCUGUGUUUCAGAAAGUUUUUGUAAAAACUCUUUCGGAACAUGAUCAAGCUUAUAUUUGUAAGUGCAAUAGUGAAUGUCAGAGAUUAAUUGAAUGUGUUGCAUAUGCAUUGCAGUCUUAGCUAGCCAGGCUUACAAACUAACAAGGCUUUCAGCACCCGAUCCAAUGCUUGUUCAGUGAACUUCACCCGACACACGUCGAGACCACCUGUACACACGGAUCAUAUACAACCAUUCUUGAUGAUAUGUCCACUUGUUAAAGUACUGAUGAAUCCAGUUAACCAACAACUUUGAGAUGAUCGAGUUCCGUGGUAACUUGAUGAAAACCAUACAAAUUCAUGCACUUGAACCUUUCAGUCGAAAGAGAAAACAUUCACGAUUUCCAUCUUUGCUUGUGGAUUUAAUUGUAAAGUUGUGGAUGUGGUAAAUGGUUUGUUUUGGUUCACUUCUCUUCUAUUCACCUUUAUGUAUGGACUGGUAAACUAUUAUUGCAUAUAUAUUAUAUGGGCCACAUUUCAAUUCAGCCACACAAUAUAAACAAAAUUACCAUGCACAGGGGCAUUCCGAAGAAGAAUGAAAAGCAGACGAUGAGCAAACUGCACCUCUGGUGGAUGCUUUGCUGCCGUGAGAGUACGAGUUGUAUUGGUAUGACGUACGCGUUGUGAUCCUGCAUUCCACUGGAGUCUCCAGCAGCUGAUGUAGCAGAGGCAAUGGUCCAAGGCACAGUCCCACUGAUGCUGUAGAUGGGCUGAAGCGAUGCAUUUCUAAGGCCCGUGAAACCGACAUGGUCCAUCGAUGUCACCACGUCACUGCGUUGGGUCUUCACGUCUUUUUUCUUCAGCAUAUGCGCUGCCAGGUUUUCCAUUACACCUUUGUUGAUGGGCAGAGCGAGCGGACCUCCCUUCUUCAGCACGGUCACCUGGCGGCAGUAGGGACAAGAGAUGAGGCCUUGCGUGUAGGCGUGAGAAGACAGCUUGGUGAGACAAGUCUUGCAGAAUGUAUGGCCGCAGUGAAGCAGCUUGGCGGUUCUCGUCCGAGGAUGGUAGAUGAGGUAACAGAUUCUGCACUCGAGUUCCUCCACAGCACCGUGUAUUUCCUCCGCAUGUUCCAUCGCCGCGUGGUUCUGUCGGUGUGCCAGUGCUCGCUCCUCUUGUGCCAGCAGCCGCAAUGCUGUUUUAGGGCAGCGUUGAUCGUACAUUCUGAUAUGUCUGCACAUUUUUAUCUAUACCCGGUCUCAUAUUGUAUCUGUAGCAGGUUAAUAAAUGGAGAGUAUUAACUCGUGACCUUGGCAUGGACACAUUCUGUACCGUGUCAGCAAAACUAAUAUUGCACAUUUAACCAAACUACAAUGCUGAGGUUUUUUUUUGUUUAAGCUCUGAUGAACACUAAAAAUGUGGGCCUUCUAAAUCUUGAAGAAUUGCAAUUAAUACUUGUAGUGUGUGCACACUGUUUUUAAUGCUUCUCCUUAGAAGAAAUAAACUAUUCAGUUGUUCUGCCUCGCCAUUGUAAACGUCUUUACAGCUACAAACUGUAAAUUUGAAUACACCAAAAUUGUCUCGAGUUUUUAAGUGGGUUUUAUAAUGUGAUAUGAAAGAGGUUGUAAGAAUAAGUUUAACAUGUAAUCUAACCGUGAAUCCUACCAUACCUGUCAACCCAUACGGAUUACCCGUAUUCUUUUACAGGGAAAUUAAAGUUUUCAGGUCCUUAGAGUAUACAGCCGUUUCAAUGCGGGCACAUUUUUUGGUAUAU
Petromyzon marinus (sea lamprey) is the source of this 6668-nucleotide messenger RNA. RefSeq names its product FIGNL1 interacting regulator of recombination and mitosis (gene FIRRM). The record is from RefSeq and is a predicted model, not a curated record. NCBI's taxonomy places the organism in Eukaryota, Metazoa, Chordata, Hyperoartia, Petromyzontiformes, Petromyzontidae.